Molecule: messenger RNA, 282 nt
Organism: Arabis nemorensis
Lineage: Eukaryota; Viridiplantae; Streptophyta; Magnoliopsida; Brassicales; Brassicaceae
Source: the annotation of a GenBank genome assembly
AUGGAGAAAAAGAAUGUUCUCUACCAAGGAGCAUUGUGCAAGCCAAAAGAAAAACCAGAACAAACAAUUGUUCAAACAAAGGCUAAGAUAAGUUAUGCUUUAGACAAACUAGUCCCUAAUUUAUCCAUCACUAGUAUGAUGCACUUAUCUCUGUCAAAAGGUGUUGAAACAUGUCUUACUAAGGAGCAUACAUCCAUAGGAGAAGAACCACCAGAAAUAACCUUGCAAAGGACCAGGAGCAAGCUCAAGACACAAUGCAAUUCAUGGUUCUUAAGGAACUGA